Molecule: messenger RNA, 8142 nt
Organism: Numida meleagris (helmeted guineafowl)
Lineage: Eukaryota; Metazoa; Chordata; Aves; Galliformes; Numididae
Product: cytochrome P450 1A5
Exons: 6
Coding region: 1633-3219 (528 amino acids)
Biological process (GO): hormone biosynthetic process; progesterone metabolic process
Molecular function (GO): steroid 17-alpha-monooxygenase activity; iron ion binding; heme binding
Source: RefSeq, a predicted model, not a curated record
UUAAAGAUUGGCCAGGUUCGCGUGAGAAGCGAUCGUGCCCUCCGUGCCCCUCUGCCCCCAGGGGGCACGUCGGGAGCGGGGGGGGAAAUUGGCGACGGAACGGCACGGGGACGCGGGGAGGAGGGAGCUGCUAUUUGGAGGGGGCACAAAGGGGACCCACCCCCAGGCACUUGGGGACAUCGCGUGCGAAGGGGCCGGUAAAGACGUGGGACGGUCACUCUCUGUCACGCUAUGGGUGUGUGGGUGGGAAACGGCUUUUAAAGGGCCAGGGCGGUGGCCCCACGUCCAGGAGCCCGGCCCGGGGUCAGGGCGGCGCCGGAGCCGUGCACGAUCAGGGUCUCCCCCACCCCGCGCCGUCGGGGGUAACGGGGCUCGGUGCCAGGCGUGUCCCCAGGGCAAAGCAGGGCUCAGCAAUGCCACCGCGAGUGUCCCCACUUGGGGACGACACGGUGGCAGGGUCAGCCGUGCGGCCGUCACCCACGAGCACCCACGCUCACAAGCAGCCGUCCCGAAGCUCUCGGAGCUGCUCGCCCCGUCUGCGUAUCCAUCCAGUUACACCCCCUCCUCCCUCCCCCCCCCAGGCUUGUUUCUCAGCGUUUCCCGUCCGUCUGAGCUCAUCUCCCGUGUGCUGAUCAGCACCUUCCCCGAGCCGGGCUGGGAGGCAUCUGCGGGCUGGGACGCCUGUGUUGGUGCCCGUCAUUAGCGCGUGCAAUUACGGGGCCGGCUUUUAGCAGCGGGGGUUUUGUAACUGUUCUCGCCAAGCGUUAAUGAGCCCGGGCGCUGCUAUUAACAAUCCCGCUCGGGCCAGAUGUUGAAAGCCUUUAUUAAACAUUAGCUCAGCUUGUACCUGGGCAAAAUUCCCACCGUGCUUUCCAAGGACCGGAUGAAAGCUGGGGCCAGAACCCCAAAUUUUAUCCCACCUCAUCAGCCUCCCUGCUGCUCUGAGCACCUGUGCAUCGCACCGAGGUGGGAUGCAGUGUUCCUACCGGGGCAAGCGUGUGGGACGAGCCCUCUGCAAUGCCCCCAGCCUUGCCCCGGUCCCCUGCCCUAUCUCAGUAGCUCCCCUUGCCCUGCCACUCCUCUCCCCGCUGCGGGGGAAGCGCGCCAGCCACUUCUCACGCAACCCUGGCCAAUGGUUAACCCGAGGCCAGAGGUCCCGCCACCGAUAGCGUGGCGAUACAGGUGCCCUGCUUGAAGGGCUCGUGUCCUGGAGCAUCUCGGAGCUGGAGGGUGUUCGCCUGCGCGUCUGGAGUGGUUCCAGGUGGGCUCAGCCCCCCUGUUAAUAGGUAGCCACCCUUCGAGUCCUGGCUUCUGUGACCCUCAGAUAAGCGCCCAAGAACGCAUAUAAAGCCCCAUGGCAGAGCUGGGCAGCAGGAGGAGAGGAUCCCGCGUGGUUCCAGGGGCUGGACGCCCUCUGCCUCUCUCUGACCACCUUCAAGGACCUGCAGGUCGGACUGCGUGCGUGUGGCUCUGAACACAGAGGUAGGAUCGAGAAGGUAUUUAUGUCAGCAGAAGAAAUUCAUGGAAUGUCUCUCCCAUCCCUCUCUUUCUCCAGCUCUCUGCUCUGUUUAAGGUGCCUCCUGCAAAUCCUGACUCUCCACCACUCUUCCCCUUAGUUCCUUCCAGGUGGCAAUGGGGCCGGAGGAAGUGAUGGUACAGGUGGGCAGCCCAGGGCUCAUCUCGGCCACCGAGGUGCUGGUGGCAGCUGCCACUUUCUGCCUGCUCCUGCUGCUGACCCAGACCUGCCGGCAGCGCGUACCCAAGGGGCUGCGCAGCCCCCCGGGGCCCCGCGGGCUCCCCGUGCUGGGCAGCGUGCUGGAGCUGAGGAAGGACCCGCACCUGGUGCUCACCCAGCUGAGCCGCAAAUAUGGGGACGUGAUGGAGGUGACCAUCGGCUCCCGGCCCGUGGUGGUGCUCAGCGGGCUGGAAACCAUCAGGCAAGCCUUGGUGAGGCAAGCAGAAGACUUCAUGGGGCGCCCCGAUCUGCCCAGCUUUAAGUACAUUUCUGAUGGGCACAGCCUGGCCUUCAGCGCCGAAUGGGGGGACGCGUGGAAAGCCCGCAGGAAGCUGGCACAGAACGCCCUGAAGACCUUCUCCAUCACCGCCAGCCCCACGGCCUCCUCCAGCUGCCUCCUGGAGGAGCAUGUCACCACCGAGGCCAGCUACCUGGUCACCAAGUUCCUGCAGCUGAUGGAGGAGAAGCAGAGCUUUGACCCCAACAAAUACCUGGUGGUGUCGGUGGCCAACGUCAUCUGCGCCAUAUGCUUCGGCAAGCGCUACGACCACAACGACCAGGAGCUGCUCAGCGUGGUGAGCAUGAACAACGAGUUUGGGGACGUGGCUGCUGCUGGCAACCCCUCUGACUUCAUCCCACUGCUCCGGUACCUCCCCAGCCGUGCCAUGGCUGCCUUUAAGGACGUCAACACUCGUUUCAGUGCCUUCAUACAGAAAAUUGUUCGGGACCAUUACACCACCUUUGAUAAGAACAACAUCCGAGAUGUCACCGACUCCCUCAUUGAGCAGUGCAUGGAGAAAAAAGCUGAAGCCAAUAGUGCCACGCAGAUCCCGAAUGAGAAGAUCAUCAACCUGGUGAAUGACAUCUUUGGAGCAGGCUUCGACACCGUGACAACCGCCCUCUCCUGGAGCCUCAUGUACCUCGUGACGUACCCCCACAUCCAGAAGAAGAUUCAGGCAGAGCUGGAUCAGACCAUCGGCCAGGAGAGGAGACCACGGCUGUCCGACCGGGGCAUGCUGCCCUACACAGAAGCCUUCAUCCUGGAGAUGUUCCGGCACUCCUCCUUCAUGCCCUUCACCAUCCCGCACAGCACAACCAGGGACACGGUGCUGAAUGGCUACUACAUCCCAAAGGACCGUUGCGUGUUUAUCAACCAGUGGCAAGUGAAUCAUGAUGAGAAACUUUGGAAGGAUCCACAGACUUUCAACCCAGAGCGUUUCCUCAAUGCUGAAGGGACCGAACUGAACAAAGUGGAUGCGGAGAAGGUGAUGACUUUUGGCCUGGGGAAAAGGAGGUGCAUUGGGGAGGUCAUUGGCAGGUGGGAGGUGUUCCUUUUCCUGUCCACCUUGCUCCAGCAACUGGAGUUCAGCAUCUGUGAUGGCAAGAAGGCAGACAUGACGCCUAUAUAUGGACUGACCAUCAAGCAUAAGAGAUGUGAGCACUUUCAAGUCAAGAAGCGCUUCUCCAUGAAGAGCUCGAACUAAGCAGUUUAUCCAUAGCCUGGAUAUUGCCACUUGGGUGCCCUUAUAGCAGACCUAGGUGUGGCAUAACCUCACAGAACCAUGCAAUAAACGAAAGCCAUUGAAGCUCCUCAUUUUGUCUUGUUCACUUUCUAGUGUUUGCUCACCUUUUUCAUUUCCUGGCAUUUCUGGUGCUGGAUAUUCCAUCCCGUCUUCUCUUAGCACCACAAACUACAUUUGUGGGGAGCUCAAGCUGCCAUUUGACAGACGGAUAGGAAGUGUACCCCAAACCAGACCAUCUGAACACCUUGGGGCUGUAUUCCUUCAGAAUUACUCUUUGACAGCCGAAGGACAGCCAGCCCACACCUCAAGAUCUUGGCAGAUCUGAUGUCCAAAGCUUGGGUGGGGAUGAGGAUGAUGCUAUCCAUGUCCAGCCAUGGUCACUGCUUCUGGACUACUCUGGGGACACAUUUUCACCAAUUGGAAUUUACUUUCAGUGGAGAUGUGGUUGCAGGGAAAAAUUCUUGGAGAUUUGGGGAAAAUAUCUCGGAAAAAUGCUAAUACUUCUCCAAGCCCUCCGAAGACAGCUGGUUUCCUUGUUUCUACAUUGUGUUUUUAAUCUCCCGACUGACUUGUCCCCCCCACGAUCCCAUUCAGGAGCUUUAGUGCCUCUCUGAGAAUCUAUCAGACAACCUCGCACCAGGCUGUUGGUUUUCUGGGCUGGAGAAGGGGUGUUUUCACAAAAGGGAGAGGAGAAUAGGACCUUCUCCAACUUAAACCCAAAAGUUUACAUUGGCUGUCAGUCAACCCCUACCAGGAGGGCCAGAUGCCUCCUCUUCUUGCCCUAGUACAGCUUGUUGUUCGCUUGCACGCAACCCAGAACCUGGCACGCAAUGAUAUGGGAACAAGUACAACCACUCAGUGCAGCACGCACCGCUCUUGAACCCGUUCCCAUGGGUUGCAUCUACUCAACCAUAACAACAGACCCUAACCAAUGAGAGCUCUCUUCAGGUCCGAAUACCGGCGGCUGGUAACUGCAUACAUGGAAACACGCCUUGGACAGAAACUUCCAAGAAGAGAGAAAAACAAAAGAGCCCGUUGGGGAAGGAAAUGGGGAAGCCGAUUGCCCAAGACCUCAGGGAGAUUCCAGCAAGAGCAGGGAGGUGUUCAGACCCGUUAAACCAGCAGGAAUGGAAGGAACAACUCUUUGUCUGCGUAUGUCCAGAUGCUGCCAAUGGGUGUAGAGGAUGAUGAGGCAGGAAGAAGGUUUUGGAGCCCAGGCUGAUCUCUGCUCUCAGCACUGAGACAAAUGGAAGACAAAUUCUGCUUAGCUUCAACGAGGAUGUUGAUGUAGCUAUUUCCAGCACAUUUCUGAGUCAAAAGUUCCUUUGAGCUGAGGUCACCAGCCUUGGAGGAAAUGUGGAAGGAUGGCUUAGGACAAUGCAUGUGGUCCAUUAGUCAAAUAGCAUCUCCCCUACCUUCAACAAAAGCCAUAGGUAAAGGCAAUAGAGUCAGGAUCCACCUGUCCAUGGGGGGCAUCCCAAGGACAGCCCAGGGAAGGUGGGAUCAUCACGGACGUGGGGCUGAGCUUCUCAGCCCUUAACUUGGAGGAAGACCUCCAGGACCACCCCGUUGUGGUGUCAUGCCACCUCCAUGGUGUGUGGAGGCUCCCACGGACUUGGCCAGCGACUCUGGUGCUGGUGCAGGACCAGAGUCCCAUCAGCUGGAGCCAUUGCGUGACUCUGACCCCCCGAGUCCUGGUGCUGGCUGCUGAUAAGGCCCGCAAUACACAAGUGCAGAUAUAAAGGAAGAACAUGGGGGCAAUUUUUACUCUUUAGAGAUGAGCGUUUUAUAGCCCUGGGGCCGAUAACUGGAUUAAUAUUAACAUCCGUGAGGUGAAACAGCCCCUUGGUGGUGGUUCCUCGAGAAGUGUUUAUCAAGGGCUGAUUGCUGCCCCCGGGGUCACUGGUGCCUGAGGGCAUCGGGCAGAACCAGAGUGAAAGUCACUGCAAAGCCAGGAUGGGGAAGGGAGGGAGAAGGCAGGAGGAGAGUGGAAGGAGAGCAAGCAGAGAGCAGCAAGGAGACCUUUUGGGGCAGCUCUGGAAGGGAGCAGGGCUGCCGUACAAGUUUGGUCUUGCCUCCUCGGACAUUCUUAGUGUGUCCUGGCAGCUCUCAUCAAAGUGUUCCCACGCUGCACCCACAGUUCUGCCCUUCCUCCUCUUCUCCACCACCUCCCAAUAAGCAAAUCCAUCGAUCACUGCCACGCCAGCACCAAUUGCUUACACGGCUCCUCUAUCUUUGUCUUUCCACAAAUGAUUUUCCUCAGUUAAAGCCUCAAUUUACUUCCCAGGUAGCUUGAGAUUGCCAUGAUUUCUUUAUGGGGACCUUUAUGGGGACCGGAGCUGUGAUAAGCCAGGGGAGCUUUGAUUGCACCACGGCUAAUUGCUUUUAUUGGUGCUUUUAAAAUGAGUCAGCACUGAGCCAUGGCCUCUUGGCUCCGGGUCCUCCUGCCAAGCUGGCAAGGCUCCCUGGUCUCUUGAGCCCACAGGGACAUGUCCAGCUGGGAUGGAAACCUGAGCUCAGGUGAAACCCAGCUCCUCCACCUGGAUGCCAGCAUUUGGAGUUCUCAGUUCCCCAGAGGAGUUGCUCCGGUACUUAAUGACCCUCCCCAUUAAAAGAGCAUCCUGUAUAUUUCUAACCCAGCUCCAUCUCCCUUCUGUCCCUCAGCACUCUUGGGUGCCUGUAAUUAACGGCCAAACCUGCUCAGUUUUGCCAAGGGAGAAAUAAAUUGGCUCCUAAGCCAAGCUGGUGUCACCCACUGCUGUGACUGCCCGUCCCCAGAAGAGGGGACAGUCCCUCAAUGUUAGGAAUACUCUUGAUGCUUGACAUCCUAAGGCUCUGUGUUUCACUUUGAGCCCCUCAUUUCGGAGCCACGUGUGCUUGCUUUCUGCCAGGAGGCUGUGGUGGUACCUGAGCACGGUGAGUUUUGUUCCUGCAUCCCUGCUUGCUGUGGGACAUGGUUAGUGGGCAUGGUGGUGACGGGCUGGUGGCUAGACGAGAUGAUCACAGUGAUCUUUCCAACCUUAAUGAUUCUAUGAGAAGAAGACCUACAAAGACCAUGUCUCCUUGCCUCUCCACUUUCAGGACCAAGCCAGGCUUUCCUCUUCCUUCAGCCAUGGGAGCAGCUGUGUUGCAGUGGGAAGAAUGGCUGGUUUCUUUCUCUUGGGGAAGAAAACCUGCUCCCCACCACGGAGCAUGGUUCUCUGAUUCUAUCUCCUGGGGCACUGGAGCUGGUGGGACUUUCUCUGGGCCCCAUGGGGUGCACAUGAAGGCAGGUGAGGAUGGAGUUUGUCCCCAGGUUGAGGCACAGCAAAGCAGUCACAGUGAUAACCACUUCCUGCACACCGAGGGCUGCCUGGGACAAGUGGGGGGCUGGGGGCAGCGACCCCAAUCCCUGCUCUCCUCUGGCUCCCUGCAGCCUUCACCUGCAUCUGGCACGCUGGGAGUCCCCGCGGCAACCCACUCCCUUCUGCUUUAAUUAAAACCCUCCUGGAAACGAGGGGACGCUCCUCGGAAAACGAGGCAGAACCAGAGAGCGGUUCUGGGGGCCGGCACAUGGACAGAAGCACACGAGAGCCAGGGCUGAAUGUCCCCAGUGUGCAGCACCGGGCAGGGCAGCGCGGGUCCCGAAGCAGCGAUGCUCUCCGGAGCCUUUUUGUCCCCUCUGGGUCGGCUUUGGGACGUGAUCGCCCUCGUGUGGUAUCUGUCACAUCUCUGCCGUGCACGCACGGAGCUCUUCGCUUCCCGAAAGGCUGCGUUCCUGCUCCGAGCGUUUGAGGGAUGCUCAUGUGAAGGAUGCUCAUGGAGGGGGGGGAUGCUCAUUCGCGGAGGGGCGUGCUCAUUUGAGGGAUGCUCAUGUGGGGGAUGCUCAUUUGCAGAGUGGGAUGCUCAUUUGGAGGAUGCUCAUUUGGGGCGGGAGCUUUGCAUCCCCACUGCCCAGGAGCUUGCAGCGCUGCAGGACCGCAUCCACCUGCCUUUGGGCUCAGCUCAGCGUGCAGGUGCGCUGCUCCGCUCGCAGCAUUUCUGCCCCGGGGAGGGUGCACGGGCUGGUGCCCGCAUCCGCGCUUUGCUGCAAGCAGAGCUGCUCUCAUUUCCUCCCUGCACCGCUACUGAGUGAGGCAGAGCGUGGAGAAGGGAUGCACACGAGGAGGGCCAACCUGCACUCCAGCAUCUUUGGGGGCACUGAGCUCCAUGCAGAGGGCUCCACGGCAAUCCCCACGAUGCGUUCAGCGCCGUCGCUGGGCUGCUGGAGCUGUUGGCACCGACCUCCUGAUGUGUCACCUCCAUCGUCCCCUGCGCUGGGGGGGGAUGCACGCACCGUGCCGGGCUUCCUGCUUCGCCCUACAUGGCUGCGUGCAGCGUGGAGCAGGAAGUGACAGGCGGCUUUGCCCGUGAGCAGGCAGAGCCCGAGCGCUCGGAGCAGGUCGGCACGGAGCUGGGGCCAGGGGAGCACUGGGCCCGCCUCCCUCUGCGUAGAACCCCACAGCUGGGGGGUUCCUGCAGUCAUAGAAUUGAGUUGGAAGGGAUUCAGUCCAACCCCCUGCAAUGAGCAGGGGCACCCACAGCUCCAUCGGGUGCUCAGAACCCCCCCAGCCCCACCUCGGUGUCUGCAGGGACGGGGCACCGCCGCCUCUCUGGGCAACCCGUGCCAGUGCCUCACCGCCCUUAGCGCACAAAACUUCUUAUACCCAAGCUAAAUGUCCCCUCCCGCAGUCCGAAUCCAUCUCCCCUCGUCCUACCCCAGCACCACCCUCUCCGCAGCCCGCCCCUCCAUCCCGCAGCGCCCCGCACGUCUCCGCUCUCCGCUUUCCCCUAUCCCCGCCUGGGGUGCGGGGCAGUGCCGGCCGCCAGGGGGCGCUGCGGAGCCGCACGGCGCAGGCGCGCUGC